AUGUUCGACUUCUCGCUGCUGCGCCUGGACCUCACCAUCGUCCUCGACAGCCGAGUGGCUCCCGGCUGGGCCAACACCCUCCUCGAAGUCGUGCUGCCCGUCUGGACGCAGCGGCGCUGUGCGCAGGUCUGGAGAAGACUUCUGUGUAAAAGUACGAUCUGCGCCGGUGGGCUUCCCUCCGGCGGCAAGGACGUCUGCAAAAGCGACAGCGGCGGCCCACUGGUGACGUCCGUCUCCGGCCGCUACACGCUCAUUGACACCGCGUCCUUCGUCAACCCGUGCGCCAUCCCCAAGAUUCACGGCAUCGCCGAAAUGAGUAGCACCUCGCUGGACAUUGAGUUCAGGGCUGACAGCCACGUGGAGGGCCGCGGCUACCUCUGCAACAUCACCGUGCCCGCCGCCGACUGCUGUGGCCAGGUCAACCGGCGCAGCAGGGUCGUGGGCGGCACCGAGACGGGCGUCAACGAGUACCCGUGGCAGGCCGGCCUGGCACCUCCCGGUGGCACGCGCACCUUCUGCGGCGGCAGCGUCAUCAACAAUCGGUACGUGCUGACGGCGGCACACUGCACGGAAGAGAAAACUGCCUCCCAGAUCCAGGUGUUGCUCGGCGACCAUCGGAUCGGUGUGCCGGACGGUGAGAGCCGCUACUCGGUCGUCCAGAUCCUGGAUCACCCGCAGUACGUCAAUGUCACCAUUGGGUUCGACUUCUCGCUACUGCGCCUGGACCGCAACAUCGUCUUCGACAGCCGAGUAGCUCCCGUCUGCCUGCCGCAAGCCGGCCAGACGUACGCCGGCGUCUCGGCUGUGGCCACCGGCUUCGGCCGCACUGGCGUCAACAUGCCGCAGGCCAACACCUUGCUCGAAGUGGAGUUGUCUGUCUGGACGCAGGCGAACUGUAAGAGGGUCUGGAACCAACACCUGAAAGACAGCAUGAUCUGUGCCGGCGGAGUGUCCUCCGGCGGCAAGGGCGUCUGCGAAGGCGACAGCGGCGGCCCGUUGGUGACGUCCGUCUCCGACCGCUACGCGCUCAUCGGCAUCGUGUCGUUCGGCUUCCCGUGCGCUAGGCCCAACGUUCCGGACGUGUUCGCACGCGUCACGUCGGUCCUCUCAUGGAUCCAGGAGAACACGGCCGACGCUGCGCUCUGCGGCUAG
This is a messenger RNA of Pollicipes pollicipes, 1152 nucleotides long. RefSeq names its product chymotrypsin-2-like. Bases 1 to 1152 code for a protein of 383 amino acids. The transcript is spliced from 3 exons. Gene Ontology annotation, molecular function: serine-type endopeptidase activity. The record is from RefSeq and is a predicted model, not a curated record. Lineage: Eukaryota; Metazoa; Arthropoda; Thecostraca; Pollicipedomorpha; Pollicipedidae. Gene Ontology annotation, biological process: proteolysis.